AUGAACGAAUGCAAUCCAAAUUCCUUCGAUCGAAAUACCAACAACGAUAGAUUUCGAUCUUCAUUCCCUAAUUUCAUCUUCACAGGUAUGAAUUCCAACAAUUUGGAUUCAAUUUUCUCGAAUCGUUCAUCAUCGUCAUCAUUGGCGAUCCCUGAUCUUCAAGAACAAUCUGGUUCUUCAGUUUACCUGAAACAGAUAGAUCGAUUCUUCAAGUUAUCUGGAAAUUUGGACUCGAAAUCGCAAAUAACUACAAACCCAGUUGGAUUUCGUCACUAUUUGAUCAAUCCUAACAAGAAAAAGAAGCUGUAUCGGGGCGUAAGGCAGCGGCAUUGGGGGAAAUGGGUGGCGGAGAUCCGAUUGCCGCAUAAUCGGAUGAGGGUGUGGUUGGGAACUUACGAGACCGCGGAGAUGGCGGCGUUUGCUUAUGAUCGGGCGGCGUAUAAGAUUCGUGGGGAACAUGCUCGUCUGAAUUUUCAAGAUUCGGCGGCUGUGGUGGGGUUGAUCGGAGAUUGGCGGAGGUUGAAUGCUUUGAAGACAGCGGUGGAUGAUAAGAUUCACGCGAUUUAUCAGAAGGUGAUGAAAGAGAAAGGUAAGAAAAGGGAGGUGAGAGAGAGGGUUCCGGCGGCGGUUUAUGGUGGUGGUGGUGGUGAGAAUUUUGGCGGGAGUAAUACGGGGUGGUUGGAGGAUGGGUUUUUGAAGGGAGAGAAUUCCACGAGUUCUUUUCCCGACAACUUGCCGCUGAUUGCCGCCACCACAACGACGGUGGCGGCAGAGGACGUGGUGUUAGAUGGUUGUUCGUUGGCGGGAAUGCCUUCUUAUGAUCCCGAUUUGAUAUGGGAAGUACUUGCGGGCUAG
Molecule: messenger RNA, 855 nt
Organism: Cynara cardunculus var. scolymus (artichoke)
Lineage: Eukaryota; Viridiplantae; Streptophyta; Magnoliopsida; Asterales; Asteraceae
Product: ethylene-responsive transcription factor ERF061-like
Exons: 1
Coding region: 1-855 (284 amino acids)
Biological process (GO): regulation of DNA-templated transcription
Molecular function (GO): DNA binding; DNA-binding transcription factor activity
Source: RefSeq, a predicted model, not a curated record